AUCGCGAAAACGCAUCAAGCCGAUUCGUCUGAGACCCCACCAGAGCUGCCUAAGCAGAUGAAGCACGACCCAGAUGAAUACCUGCACGCAAAGAAACAACUCAAGAAGGCCAUACUCGAGUGUUAUCGAGGGUUGGAGGUCCUGGAGAACUACCGCGCAUUGAACUUAAUAGGCUUCCGGAAAGCCUUAAAAAAGUUUGAGAAAUAUACCAAGAUCCCAGCGCAACAAGCAUACUUCACUGAGAAGAUUGAACCGAGCGCAUUCUCUUCUGGAGUAACCAUGCAGGGCAUGAUUCGUGAGAUGGAGGAGCUUUACGCCGCUCGAUUUACCAAAGGAGACAACAAAGUUGCUAAGACGCGCCUGCGUGGAUUCAUGCAACAUAAGACACACCAUUUCAGUACUUUCCGGACUGGUCUCAUGCUUGGCUUAGCCUUGCCAGCGUUAGUUGACGGGCUGUACCUCAGUUUCAGACAUGAUACCCGUCAAGCCGUUCCCGGAUACGAUGGCCUUUUAUUUGUAUACUCAAUCCUACUAAUUCCCGUCCUAUUCUCUCUCCUCCUUGGGCUGAAUGUCCUCGUUUGGUCCAAAUCCCGUAUCAACUACGUCUUCAUCUUCGAGCUCGAUUUAAAGACGAAACUCGAUCAUCGAGAAUAUUUCGAGGUCCCUGCACUUAUGUUAUCAACACUCUGCUACGCUUUCUGGCUCUCCUUCGCUCGUAUCGGGUCGUCGCAUUUCUCGCCGACAUUGUGGCCUCUCAUUUGGCUCAUCCUCGCCGUGGUGAUCCUUCUGGAUCCCCUACCGUUCUAUUCCAGACACUCCCGAUUCUGGGUGCUCAAAGAGCUAUAUCGCUUGUUGACUUCGGGAGCGCAUCGUGUCGAGUUUGCGGACUUCUGGACAGGAGACCAAUUCUGCAGCCUCGUCUUUACUCUGUCGAAUCUUUAUUUCGUUGGCUGCGCAUAUGCCGGCGGGUUCGAUGAACACUGGGCUCGAUGCUUGGGGACCGAGGAGUGGGGCAUACCGUUCGUCCUCGCAUCGCUACCAUUUCUUGCGCGUCUCGCGCAAAGCAUCAGGCGUUGGGUCGACUCGAAGUUGAACACUCACUUAAUUAACGGAGGUAAAUACGCGGCCGGCAUCAUAUACUAUCUCGUAUAUUUUAAUUGGAGGCAUAAUGGUUGUUUUGUGCUGUGGUGCAUCUUCGGCACCGUUUAUGCUCUGUACGCUUCCGCCUGGGAUCUAUUGAUGGAUUGGUCCGUGCUACGCCCUCGGGCGCGCCACCCGUACUUGCGGGACGAGCUGCUGUAUACCAACUAUAUACCACUUUACUAUAUCGCCAUGGUUACUAAUGUCCUAAUUCGCUUUAUUUGGGUGUUCUACAUCCCCGUGCGAGGGCCAAGUGUUGUGCUUCGGACGUUCAUCGCUGGCAUGCUGGAGAUGUUCCGACGCUUGCAGUGGAACUUCUACCGUCUAGAGAACGAACAUAUCGGUAAUAUGGAUCAAUACCGCGUCACACGAGAGGUGCCGUUACCAUACAGCGUCGACGAGAUUCACGAAGACGACGAAGACGAAGAAGAU
Molecule: messenger RNA, 1572 nt
Organism: Phanerochaete carnosa HHB-10118-sp
Lineage: Eukaryota; Fungi; Basidiomycota; Agaricomycetes; Polyporales; Phanerochaetaceae
Exons: 16
Biological process (GO): phosphate ion transport; cellular response to phosphate starvation
Cellular component (GO): plasma membrane; cytoplasm; Golgi apparatus
Molecular function (GO): inositol hexakisphosphate binding
Source: RefSeq, a predicted model, not a curated record